Messenger RNA from Cyclopterus lumpus (lumpfish), 4086 nucleotides. It is a transcript of the gene abcb11b, whose product is annotated as ATP-binding cassette, sub-family B (MDR/TAP), member 11b. Gene Ontology annotation, cellular component: membrane. Gene Ontology annotation, molecular function: ATP hydrolysis activity; ABC-type transporter activity; ATP binding. Gene Ontology annotation, biological process: transmembrane transport. The coding region runs from base 1 to 4086 and encodes 1361 amino acids. The record is from RefSeq and is a predicted model, not a curated record. The transcript has 28 exons. NCBI's taxonomy places the organism in Eukaryota, Metazoa, Chordata, Actinopteri, Perciformes, Cyclopteridae.
AUGCCGACCGGAUCAGUGAAAUUGCAAAGCAUAAAAAAACUGGGACAUGAAAACCACAGCUACGACUUUUCCAAUGAAGAACCAGCUGGCUCCAAUAAGGCCACAACAAGUUCUAAGGAUGAUGGGAAAAACCAGGGAGAUGCAGAUCAACCUGCGAUAAGGGUUGGCUUCUUUCAGCUGUUCCGUUUCGCCACGUGCAACGAUGUGCUGAUGAUGGUGGUGGGCGGCAUGUGCGCCGUGCUGCACGGCUCGGCCCAGCCCCUCAUGCUGCUGGUGUUCGGCCUGCUCACCGACACCUUCAUCGAGUACGACAUCGAGCUCAACGAGCUGCACGACGUCAGGAAGGAGUGCGUGAACAACACCAUCCAGUGGAAGAGGAACUACACGGCGGCGGGCGGCCUGAUGCCGCCACAGUGGGACUGGAGCCUCAUGAACAAUUCAACAUUGGAGAUGUUCACAGCGCUGAAGAGCAGGACGUGUGGGCUUCUCGACAUUGAACAUGAAAUGACCAAUUUUGCCUUCUAUUAUGUUGGAAUUGCAGCGGCUGUGUUCCUGCUGGGAUACUUUCAGAUCUCCCUGUGGGUGACGGCCGCUGCCAGGCAGAUUCAACUCAUCAGGAAAAUGUACUUCAGCAAAGUGAUGAGGAUGGAGAUCGGCUGGUUCGACUGCACCUCGGUGGGGGAGCUCAACACUCGCAUGUCAGAUGACAUCAACAAGAUCAAUGAUGCCAUUGCGGACCAGGUUUCCAUUUUCCUGCAGCGAUUCACCACCUUUGUGUGCGGUUUCUGCAUCGGCUUUGUGAAGGGAUGGAAGCUGACGCUUGUCAUUGUCGCAGCAAGUCCACUGAUCGGUCUUGCAGCUGGUCUUAUGGCUAUGUUCGUGGCGAGGCUAACGGGGUUGGAGCUGCAGGCCUACGCCAAAGCCGGAGCCAUAGCAGACGAGGUCCUCUCCUCCAUCAGGACUGUGGCUGCUUUCGGUGGGGAGAAAAAAGAAGUGCAAAGGUACGACAAGAACUUGAUCUCAGCGCAGCGCUUGGGCAUCAAGAAGGGUCUGAUCAUGGGCUUCUUCACCGGAUAUAUGUGGCUGAUCAUCUUUCUGUGCUACGGUCUGGGCUUCUGGUAUGGCUCCAGCCUGGUGGUGGACACUGAGGAGUACACACCAGGAACACUACUACAGGUGUUCUUCGGUGUUUUGAUAGCAGCCAUGAAUUUGGGGCAGGCCUCCCCAUGUCUGGAGGCAUUUGCUGCAGGCCGUGGAGCUGCUACCACCAUCUUUGAAACUAUUGAGAGAGAGCCGGAGAUUGAUUGUCUAUCUGAGGUUGGUUACAAGCUUGACAGGGUCAAAGGAGAUAUUGAGUUUCACAAUGUGACCUUCCACUACCCCUCCAGACCUGAAGUCAAGAUCCUGGACAAGCUCAGCGUUCCAGUGAAGUCAGGGGAAACCACAGCCUUUGUCGGGCCGAGCGGAGCUGGGAAGAGUACUGCCAUUCAGCUCAUCCAGCGCUUCUAUGACCCUAAAGAGGGCAUGGUGACCCUGGACGGUCAUGACAUCAGAGGGCUGAACAUCCAAUGGCUGCGCUCGCUGAUUGGCAUUGUGGAGCAGGAGCCUGUGCUGUUUGCCACCACCAUUACUGAGAAUAUACGCUACGGUCGACCCGGCGUCUCAAAGGAAGACAUCAUUGCUGCCACAAAGGAGGCCAACGCCUACAACUUCAUCAUGGACCUGCCGCAGAAAUUCGACACUUUGGUGGGAGAGGGUGGAGGUCAGAUGAGCGGCGGCCAGAAGCAACGUAUCGCCAUCGCUCGAGCGCUGGUCAGGAAUCCUCGCCUCCUGCUGUUGGACAUGGCGACCUCUGCCCUUGACAACGAGAGCGAGGCUAUAGUUCAAGAGGCUUUGGAUAAAGUACGCAAGGGUCGCACCACCAUCUCCAUCGCUCACCGCCUGUCCACCAUAAAGAACGCCGACGUGAUCGUGGGCUUCGAGCGCGGCCGAGCCGUGGAGUGGGGCAAACACAACGAGUUGCUGGAGAGGAAGGGCGUCUACUUCACUCUGGUCACGCUGCAGAGCCAGGGCGACGAGGCUCUCAACGAGAAGGCCCGGCAAAUGGCGGACAAUGAAGAAGAGCCGGCGAGGCUAAAUCUAUCCAGAGCAGGCAGCUACCGUGCCAGUUUGAGAGCCUCUCUUCGCCAGCGUUCCCGAUCUCAGCUGUCCAAUCUGAUCCCAGAGUCUUCUGUUCCCAUGGUCGGAGAGCUUGGCCCCAGAGCCUACUCUGUGUCACAAGCAGACAAAUUCACGAAUGCCAUUCCAGAGGACGAGGAAGAACCAGUGGAGCCUGCUCCAGUCACUAGGAUCCUGAAGUACAACUUACCCGAGUGGCCCUAUAUGGUUUUUGGAUCCUUUGGUGCUGCCAUAAAUGGAGGGGUCAACCCCGUCUACUCUCUACUGUUCAGUCAAGUCCUGGCGACAUUCUCAGUAACGGAUCCUGUGCUUCAGAGGAAGGAGAUUGAUGGUAUCUGCCUGUUCUUUGUCAUGGUCGGCGUGGUGUCUUUCUUCACCCAGAUGCUGCAGGCUUACGCUUUCUCCAAGUCUGGAGAGCUGCUGACCCGCAGGUUACGGCGGCUCGGGUUCCAGGCCAUGCUGGGCCAAGAGAUUGGCUGGUUUGAUGAUCACAAGAACAGCGCCGGAGCUCUGACAACCCGUCUGGCAACCGAUGCCUCACAAGUUCAAGGAGCCACGGGCUCGCAGAUCGGCAUGAUCGUCAACUCUCUGACCAACAUAGGCGUGGCCAUCAUCAUGUCCUUCUUCUUCAGCUGGAAGCUCACGCUGCUCAUCCUGUGCUUCCUGCCGUUCAUCGCCCUUUCGGGCGGCUUCCAGGCCAAGAUGCUCACGGGGUUCGCUAAGCAGGACAAGCAGGCGAUGGAGACCGCCGGACAGAUCUCCGGCGAGGCGCUGAACAACAUCCGCACCAUUGCAGGCCUGGGGAAAGAGAGGCUCUUUGUGGACACGUACGAGGCCCAGCUAGACGCUCCGUACCAAGCGGCCCUGAAGAAGGCCAAAGUGUACGGGGCCUGCUAUGGGUUCUCCCAGUGCGUCAUCUUUUUGACCAACUCCGCCUCCUACAGGUUUGGAGGUUACUUAGUGCAACAGGAGGGGCUCCACUUCAGCUUGGUGUUCAGGGUCAUCUCAGCCAUCGUUACCAGCGGCACGGCCCUCGGCAGAGCCUCCUCUUACACGCCAGACUACGCCAAGGCCAAGAUCUCCGCAGCACGUUUCUUCAAGCUGCUGGACCGCGUGCCUCUGAUCAGCGUCUACAGCGAUAAGGGAGAUAAAUGGGAGAACUUCGAAGGGAACAUCGAGUUCAUUGACUGCAAGUUCACCUACCCCACCAGGCCGGACAUCCAGGUCCUGAAUGGGCUGAACGUGUCGGUGAAGCCCGGCCAGACACUGGCCUUUGUGGGCAGCAGCGGCUGCGGGAAGAGCACCAGCGUGCAGCUGCUGGAGAAGUUCUAUGAUCCCGACCAAGGCCGAGUGCUGAUUGAUGGCCACGACUCGACCCGCGUCAACGUGCCCUUCCUGCGCUCCAAGAUUGGCAUCGUGUCCCAGGAGCCCAUCUUGUUUGACUGCAGCAUCGAAGAGAACAUCAAGUACGGCGACAACGUGCGGGACAUCAGCAUUAAUGAGGUCAUCUCUGCUGCCAAGAAGGCCCAGCUCCAUGACUUUGUCAUGUCACUUCCUGAGAAAUACGAGACAAACGUCGGCGCCCAGGGCUCUCAGCUGUCUCGCGGUCAGAAGCAGCGUAUCGCCAUUGCCAGGGCGAUCAUCCGCGACCCCAAGAUCCUGCUCCUGGACGAGGCCACUUCCGCCCUGGAUACCGAGAGCGAGAAGACCGUGCAAGGGGCCCUGGACAAAGCCAGAGAGGGCCGGACGUGCAUCGUCAUCGCCCAUCGCCUGUCCACCAUUCAGAACUCGGACAUCAUUGCCGUCAUGUCCAGGGGCUUCGUGAUUGAGAAAGGAUCGCAUGACCAGCUCAUGGCACUGAAGGGAGCCUACUACAAGCUGGUUACCACGGGAGCACCAAUUAGCUAA